AUGCCAGACAGCGAUGAGCACACCACGCGUGAGGUUAUCCACCCAGCCUUGCCCGACAUCACUUCCAAGAAAACCAACAGGAACAUCUCUGGGGCUGCGAGCACCACCUGGCCAGUCGACACGAUACCAUGGCAAGUGAUCGAGGCCGUGCAUAGCAGUAUUGGCUAUCGGGCUCGCACGGGUGAGGUUACCAUCGUCAAUGCCGCCAUGACCGCCGGCCACCCUUCCCUCCACAUCCUCGCGCCGCAUGCCACAGGAACCACGACCGCAUCGCAUGUMAUUAUCGCAUGCAAGACCUUCCUCUCGGUGCCCCCAUCCACAAAUCCCAACUCGCGCCCUCCUGGCUCCAUCUACGUAUCGGACACAAGACAGUCGGUCCAGCAGGCGUACACCAGCGUCAAGGCGAUUUUCGGGCACAUCGACAAGAACCUGACGUUGGCCCUCUGGCAGGGAGUGAGCCGGAGGAAGGACGAAAAGGAGUUUCAAGAUCCUCUGUCGGGUGACGCAAUCUUCGCCACUACCGGAAAAAUCAAGCAGAAGACGCAGCGCGGCCAGAUCGACGUCAGCAGACUCCAUACUGUCAUCUUCGACAACUCUAGUAAUCUGUUUGGUUCUACGUUUGCCGAGCAGAUGGAGACUGGCAUAUUCACGGCCAUUCGGAAGGCUAGAUUGAUGGGGAACAACGUCCAGGUGAUUGUGAACUCCAGCCCGCAGCCGCCAGCUUUUGACUUUCGUCGCAUGCUGGAAUCGAUCACAGCGAACACAUACAUGACUCUGCACGUGACAUCUGGAGGUCCAGGUACAGGAGCUGCGGCCAUGAUCUCUAGCGAUUUGAAGUUUGUCGAGUUGCCACGAGGCGAGAAUCUGCUUGAGUUUGGCCUCAAGUUGGUUUCGGUUUUUUUGCGGGAGUACCAGACCACCCGCCGCCUGCUCCUCAUGCUAGACACGCAAGUCRGAACGCAAAACAUGUUCUGGAAGAUUCGCGAGGAUUGUCCCGGCAUGACCGACCAGCAAUUUAGUGAUCGUAUUGGGAUGUACCACGGUGGUUUUGAGCAGCCAGGAUCACUCUUCCGCGGCACUGCUGGCCUCGAUGAUUUCAACGACCCAUACUCCCACAUGCUGGUCCUCGUCACCAGUCCUCUCACAUCCAGCAUUAUUGUGCGCGGCGCCACCGACGUUCUGAUCCUCAAGACUGCCGACGACAUCCUCGAUGACGCCGCCGCUAGAUGGUUGAGCGCCUGCAGCCGUAUUGGUCGUAACGGUGAAACGGGGCGCGUUACAACGGUUCUCUCGGGUGUUCACGACAUGGCGAUGGCCCGCGAUAUCAAGGCACUCCUCGAAGAGAUUGGAAUGCCCGUACCAGGGACUCUGACUAGUGUACUUGAGAUGGGUGAGUAA
Messenger RNA from Ramularia collo-cygni, 1398 nucleotides. RefSeq lists its product as uncharacterized. The coding region runs from base 1 to 1398 and encodes 465 amino acids. NCBI's taxonomy places the organism in Eukaryota, Fungi, Ascomycota, Dothideomycetes, Mycosphaerellales, Mycosphaerellaceae. The record is from RefSeq and is a predicted model, not a curated record. Gene Ontology annotation, molecular function: nucleic acid binding; ATP binding. The transcript has a single exon.